GAAGACGAAGCAGCUGUUUGUAGAUGUGUCUUUAUUUUCGUUACAUAAAUGCCAAAUAUAUAGAAAUCUUACCACACUGAGAACCUCGAGGUUGUGAGUUUCGCCGAGGUUCUUAAUGGUUUCUGCGUUUAACAGAAUGACGCCGGCUCCAGGUGGCGCUCCGCUUGCGUCCAUCGUCGUUCUGCCGAAGCACGCCGCGCUUCCCACCAUGUUGACAGACAGCUGCCUGUCGUUCGAAUUCACCGUUCUCACGUACUGCCUGCUGGCUGUCGGUCUGCAGUACAUCAACCUGUACAAGACAGUGUGGUGGCUGCCUCACUCCCACACUCGGCAAGCUCUGAAUUUUUAUCUUGUAGACACCAAUCUUCUGGCACUAAUCGUGGUUGUUCUCACGAAAAACCUAGUCUGGUGCUUCCUGAUGCAGGCGCCAGUGAGCAAGAGGUAUACAGUGAAGUACUGGCUGCUGCAGCUGCUGAAGCUGAUGGUGUUGCUAGUGUGGGGGAGUGCGACCGGUUACUUCGUCUACCAAGUGUCCAUGCGAUACAGCUUCGUUCACAUUCUCUAUCUCGGCUACCCGGCAAUGAUCUAUGUCAUGCUGUUCAAGGCAGAUGGGAUGGUAUACUUUGGCUUGUCCAGUGCUCCAAAGAUAUAUCAAGGGAAGACGGGACACCCUCAGCACUGCUGCUCGCUCUCGCCUGAGAGCAUUCGCGACGAGGUCGAUCAACUCAAGUCGCACUUCAACCGCUGCAUGAAGGAGAUCCUCUUCAACUCGCUCUACUGCGCUUACUACUGCGGCUUCAUACCCUGCUGCUUCACACAGAACACGCUCUACUACGACGUCUGGUGGGUGCUGCAGCAUACGACUGUGCUGUGGGUGAGCCUGGUGGUGAUCUACGCACAAUACUACAUGUCUCCGUACUACUGCGACACACUGCACCGCGCCGCACUGCACCUAGGUCGCUGGCUGAAGGUCGAGGGCAGGAACGCGCACGUUCCUUACAACGUCUGGUCGGAGCUGCAGACGUGGCCACAGAACGCUCUAGUCAAACACAUCAAGGGGCUGUUUAAGGCGGAAGCUCUCUGCAACGCCGCAGAGCCUGGCAACUCCUCGCACACCCGCUUCUAUUUUCUGUAUCACGAGCCGCCGCCAUUCUGCGUCACUCCCGCGACGGAGGAACAACCGAGCGCGUCCGUCAUCUUCCUUCACGGCAUCUUCCAGACGGGCGAGAAGACGGCGCGGGCGAUCGAGCGCGCGCUCGGCGAACCCCUGCGGUUCCGGCGUGCACGCGUCGUCUACCCGACCGCGCCCGUGGGGGUGUACACGGCGAGCGGGGGGAAGCGCUGCACGCUGUGGUAUGAUCGAUACGGCCGCGACAUCGACGCGUCAGAGAUGACGGCGUCCGUAGACGCGCAGCUCUCGCGGCUCGCGCGGAUCGUCGACGACGAGGCGUCGGCGGGCCGCCGAGUCGUCGUCGCCGGGUUCUCCCAGGGCGGCGCGAUGGCGGUGCACGUCGCGUACAGACGCUGCCGAGACGCCGUCGCCGGCGUCGUCGCGCUGUCGCCGUUCCUCAACCGCGACUCGGCGGUCUACGCGGCACUAGAGGGCGCCGCGGGGCCGCGUCCGCCGCUGCUCGUCUGCCACGGUGCCGCGGAUCGGCUGAUCCGAUGCGAGUGGGGUGAGGAGAUGCACGCGACUCUCAGCCGGCUUGGCGUCGCGAGCGAGUUUCGAUCGUUCCCGGACAUGGGGCAUGAGAUGAGCAAGGGAGAGCUGUGCAUUGUCAGGCAGUGGAUCGCGGACAGGCUAGGGGAGGAGCUUCCUUCGUCCUAGAAGUGCAAUUUAGAUACAUGUAUGAGCGACGAGGAAUUGCGCGAGGCUGUGGGUCGCAAUUGUAAUUUAGAAGUGAAUGCAAUCUGAUUGACAUCAGAUUAAAAAUCCGGUGCUAGUCUGUGAA
Messenger RNA from Priapulus caudatus, 1952 nucleotides. RefSeq names its product transmembrane protein 39A-B-like. The coding region runs from base 116 to 1828 and encodes 570 amino acids. The transcript has 10 exons. NCBI's taxonomy places the organism in Eukaryota, Metazoa, Priapulida, Priapulimorpha, Priapulimorphida, Priapulidae. The record is from RefSeq and is a predicted model, not a curated record. Gene Ontology annotation, cellular component: membrane. Gene Ontology annotation, molecular function: hydrolase activity.